AUGCUCCAAAGCUCGUCCAUCAUAGGCAUCUCCCUCGACGCUGCUGGGCUUAUCGCGCUCGCAGACCUCAAGGCAAUCUCAUACCGCACUGCGCUAACCGGCACAUCGUCGUUCAUCGACACUCUACUCAUCGCACCGGGCAUACACUGUCAACAACGCGCCUCGGAAGUAAAUGGAGGAGAAUAUCCGGCUGCGGCAGCCCUGACCUCAGGCUCCCUCUUCCGCAUCGAGAACCAAGCCACUGUCAGUUUCCUGCAAGGCAUAGGCAAGACGGGUCACCUCGUACAAGUUGCAGUGUCAUCGCUGGGCCGCAAGCCUCGCCUGUUCUCAAAGGACAUGGCCGCGUCAAUUCUGUAUCUCUCCGCGGCCGCGCAGUCCGUGGUAGUCAUGGUGCUUUUAGGGUAUACCCGAGACUGGUGGGGCCUAGGCGUACUCGCUAUGCUGGUCCUCGCGCGGCUUUGCAACGUGAUUGCAUUAAAGCGACGGACGAGGAUGGGAUGGAAAGGCAUGUCCGAGCCCGACGUGCAUGACGAGCUCUUCAUCAUUCUCAGCGAAGAUCGCUGGGUACGGUUGCGGGGCCUGGUAGACGAUCUGAAAGCCAUCACAGGCGGCCAAUGGCUACGCGAGGAAUCUGUUCUAGACAGCUUCCUCUCUGGCUUCGCGACUCUGCUCGUAUACGUUUCAGCGGCACUGGCGGGAAACGCCUCUACACUGGGCAAGCUGCUCCUCGCGUGCUUGCUUUUGGUCUCAGUCGCGUUUCUGGGGCUAUGCAAUUCGCUGACGCAGACUGAGGGCAGACCUAAAGCAUAUGUCCGCCGGGUACAUCUGGUCAGGGAACUGAUAGAUGAGUACAGAAGAGACGAUUGGGCAAUAGCGAUGGGAUUGAUUCCCCUCAGCACUGCCGUAGCAAAGACUUCAUAG
Gloeophyllum trabeum ATCC 11539 is the source of this 921-nucleotide messenger RNA. RefSeq lists its product as uncharacterized. NCBI's taxonomy places the organism in Eukaryota, Fungi, Basidiomycota, Agaricomycetes, Gloeophyllales, Gloeophyllaceae. The coding region runs from base 1 to 921 and encodes 306 amino acids. The transcript is spliced from 2 exons. The record is from RefSeq and is a predicted model, not a curated record.